AUGAAUCUCCAAACCCCACAAGAACCCCAAGCCCCGGGAUACACCAUCCGCACCCACCGACCAGGUGAUAUAGGCUGGAUAAUCCAUCGACAUGGAGUACUAUACGAAAAAGAAUACGGCUGGGGCACAAAAAUGGAAGCACUAGUAAGCAAAAUUGGUGCAGAAUUCCUCGACAACUACGACGCAUCCACAGACAGAUGCUGGGUCGCGGAGCGCAACGAUGAAUUCCUGGGCUGUAUACUUCUCAUUCGAGACACAGAUCCGGAUGUCGUCAACACGGCUAAGCUGCGUCUUCUUCUUGUUGAGCCCAGUGCGCGGGGUCUUGGGCUUGGUCGUGCUUUGAUCGAGCAGUGUACACGGUUUGCGCGAGAGGCGGGGUAUGCACGGAUUAGGCUUUGGACGCAGAAUGUUCUUGUUUCGGCUAGGAAGUUGUAUGCGAAGGAGGGGUAUCGGCUUGUUAGCUCUGAGGAACAUGAGGCUUUUGGGGAAAAGCUUGUUGGGGAGUGUUGGGAGUUGGAUUUGUGA
Penicillium griseofulvum is the source of this 525-nucleotide messenger RNA. Its product is annotated as GNAT family N-acetyltransferase. The record is from RefSeq and is a predicted model, not a curated record. The coding region runs from base 1 to 525 and encodes 174 amino acids. The transcript has a single exon. Lineage: Eukaryota; Fungi; Ascomycota; Eurotiomycetes; Eurotiales; Aspergillaceae. Gene Ontology annotation, molecular function: N-acetyltransferase activity.